Oncorhynchus kisutch (coho salmon) is the source of this 2022-nucleotide messenger RNA. Its product is annotated as protein eva-1 homolog A-like. Lineage: Eukaryota; Metazoa; Chordata; Actinopteri; Salmoniformes; Salmonidae. The record is from RefSeq and is a predicted model, not a curated record. The transcript is spliced from 4 exons. The coding region runs from base 747 to 1325 and encodes 192 amino acids.
CUACCCCCCACCACACCCUGUUUCUCUCUCUCCCUCUUUGUCUGUCUUUGUGCCACUGAGUUGCUCUCUCUGCUCAAUGUAGUCAGGUUGGGUGGUAAGAGGGGAAUGUAUAUAGCAGAGACGAUGGGUCUUACAGAGUGUGGGAGAUGAGAGUGUGAGGGUCUUUUAGGAACAAGAGUGCGGAGCACGAGUGUGUGUGUGUGUGUGAAUAUCCGUGGGGGUGAGCUUCUCCUGUGUCACAUUCCAGCUUCCAGGGCUCGAUCCCUGCCUGCUGAGAGACGGACCUGGAAAACUUUGGAAAAUCAUUAUUGGAAAACUGUGAUUGGAAGCUGGAAAGUCUAUUAAAACUAUCCCUUUUGUGACUUCAUAUUGUUGCUGUAGGAGUGACUCCCCCUCUGCUGCUGUUGUUUUUGAGUCUCUGGGCUUUGGAUAGUGGUCUCACUGGAGCCGUGCUGAUGCUCUCCGGAUUACUACGGCCAGAGGGGAGAGAACAUGGAACUUUAACCGUGUUUCGUUGGAAGGGAUUUAUAAUCUGGAUCAUAGAUAUUGACAGAGAAGACUGCUGUCCUGUUCUCGGCUGACAGAAGAGAGAACCCAAUACAGACUUUAUGGAAGGGGGUAGCCAGAAAUUGUUUCCAUAAAACCAUACAGAAUUGAAGACCACAGUCAGCCAAGUCUGACUUAUACACAGAAGAUAUGAACCUUGGCCUCUCUCAUGCCAGAGAGAGACAGUUAGUGACAUCAUCAUGAAUGCCCCGCCCACAGGAAGCCCCAGCCAAAAUAUGGAGGUGAAGGUGGUCUCCCAGGAGAUGGCUUUGUUUAGCAACGCCCUGGCAGCCUACACCUUCAUAGCAGACCAGCCUGAGCGAGUAACUCUGGUGUUUGUUAGUGGUGUGUGUGUGGGUCUCCUCCUCACCCUCUGUGCCCUCGUGGUCCAGAUACACUGUCGCACUGACUGUCACUACAGUAACCGACGACGACAUCACCAUCAGCAUAGCAACAGGCAUCACCACCAUCACCAUGGGGACCAUCCCUGUCACCACCAUCCCCAACCUGGCAACCCUAACACAAGCAAUCCCGGCGUAACCACAGAGACGAGCAGAGACAGCGAAUCAGUGGAGUGGGACGACGGGACUUCUGACCUAUCGGCUCGACGACGGAGGCGAUUUGAGAGAACGCUGCUGCACACUAGCAUGUUCACAUCCAUAGAAGAGUUGGAGCGAGCUCAGAGGGUUGAGGAGAGAGAGAGGAUCAUACAAGAGAUCUGGAUGAACGGACAUCCCGACGUCAACACUGUCACACGCAGCCUCAACCGAUACUACUGACAGGGACAGAGAAAACAGGGCGAAAAAAAGAUGGAUAGACAGACAAACGGACAAAGAGGAAGGAUAAUAUACACUUUUGGACAGGGUCGCAUCGAGAGGCUCAUGAAGCACAGGUGUGGACAGGACUGUUAGCCAGGGUGAGUGGGUACAAUGACACUGGGCCACAGAACCAUGGGUGUGUCUGAGAACACCAGACUGAUGUCACGACAGGUUAUGAACCCGGGUCCCCCAUUGGAGAAACCAACGUCUUGUCCAUUAGACCAAGAGGAAAUGACCAAGAGCAACCAUGAACCUGACUCCAUUACACUUAACCCACAGCUUUUAGAUCUGUGAUGAGGAGAAUGCCUCCUGAUUGUGGACCAGGAUGGUUCCUCCGGGGUCAGACCCUUUUCAAAUACUGAGGUGGAUGAUGUCACCACCUAGUGGACACCAUCCCCAUCACCGUUGACAAAGACACACAAUUCACCUCUGUGGAAAACUCUGAUUUCCUAGCCGAACGUACCGCACUACGUUGUACCUGACUGGCACGGUCAUACACAGCACGGUUCACUACCAGGACAAGGAACACAGAGAAAACCUGUUAACUAAAACAUUUCAUGUUUGCCUUCACUCAAUCUUAAUGUGUAUUUAAUUGAUCCACUCUUGUCUUUUGUAAAUAAAUUCAUUUUUAUCAAAUAGAAAAACUUUGUUUGUUUGU